This is a messenger RNA of Eriocheir sinensis (Chinese mitten crab), 1860 nucleotides long. Its product is annotated as fat-like cadherin-related tumor suppressor homolog. Gene Ontology annotation, cellular component: cell-cell junction; plasma membrane. Gene Ontology annotation, biological process: homophilic cell-cell adhesion. Gene Ontology annotation, molecular function: calcium ion binding. Lineage: Eukaryota; Metazoa; Arthropoda; Malacostraca; Decapoda; Varunidae. The transcript is spliced from 11 exons. The coding region runs from base 1 to 1860 and encodes 619 amino acids. The record is from RefSeq and is a predicted model, not a curated record.
AUGUGUGACUGGACCCACGCAUUCUGGGCGUCGCUUCCUCUCGUCACCCUCGCCUCCCACGUCACGGCCACUUCCUUCCCUGCCUUCCAGCGUCUCAGCCCGGGGUACUCAGCGCCGGGCCGGGGAGGCGUGACAGGCCCGGCUACUUCAGCACGCAGAGAACCGCCUCCCCAGGUUCUUAGGCGCAGCGUGGUGCGGACGGUGGUGGCGCUUGACAGGGAGGCGGCGCGCGGCUACUGGCUGUCCAUCGUGGUGUCCAACGGGGGAGCGGCGCCCCUCACCGACACCUGCCACGUCUUCGUGGAGGUCGAGGACGUGAACGACCACAUGCCCCAGACGGAGGAGCCCGUCUACCACACCUACGUGGCCGAGAACCUGCCGCCGGACACCUCCGUCAUAGCGCUGCGGGCCUCGGACGGCGACCUGGCGCCCUCCAACAUCUCCUUCGCCAUCACCAAAGGGAACCAACUGGCGCGCUUCAAGAUACACCCGCAGACAGGCGCCCUCACAACCCUGGUGCCGCUGGACAGGGAGGAGCAGGCGGAGUACGAGCUGUGGGUGCGGGUGAGCGACGGCCAGCUGUCCUCCGUCACCCCGGUCUUCAUCACCGUGAGCGACGUCAACGACAACCCGCCCGAGUUCCUGGAGCCGCUCUACCGCGUCACCGUCCCCGCCCGCAGCAAGACCAAGAAACGGGAGGCGCUCUUCUGGCCCGAGCCAGAGGACGCGUGGGGGGACUGGGUCACUUUCUCGCCCUCACAGAUCACCGCCCACGACGACGCCUUGUUCAGGGUGUUCGCCAGAGAUGCGGACGUGGGCAUGAACGGUGACCUGGACUACAGCAUCAGGACCGGCAAGGGCAAGAAGGGCCGCUUCAAGAUCCACCCGAAGACUGGCCAAGUGUACAGCAACAAAGCCUUUCCCCCGAGCAAGACCUUCGAUUUGAUGAUCCAGGUGAAGGACAACGGGGCGCCGCAGCUGACGGCCACCACGCGGGUCCUCGUGCGUGUGAUGGACGUGCCCGAGGAGUCUCCCAACCCGCCGGUCUUGCAGCCGCCGCCCCCCGCCCACGUGAUGGAGACGGACGCGCCGGGCCACCUGGUGUCCUUCAUCAACGCUCAGGACCCGGAUAACGACACCUUGUGGUACUACAUCACAGAGGGUGACGAGAGCGGCCGGUUCAGCAUGGGCGUGGACUCUGGCCUGGUGAGCCUGGCCCGCCGCCUGGACCACGAGGAGCAGCACCACUACGCCCUCACCGUCACGGCCACAGACGGCGUCCACACCGCCGCCACCAAGCUCGUGGUGGAGGUGAUGGACGCCAAUGAUCACCGGCCGGUGUUCAGCGCCAGGACCUACGAGGGUGCCGUGAGCGAGGACGUGGCGCCGGGGUCCACCGUGAUCACCCUGCAAUGCCGAGACAGGGACCAGUCACCCACGGCGUUCUCCGCGGUGUACUUCACGCUGCACCACGUCCAGGCCUUGGCGUCCCAGGGCCUCUUCACCGUGGACUCGUUCACUGGUGACCUCAUCGUGGCCGAGCCCCUGGACAGGGAGGUGUCCAGCGUCCACGAGCUGACCGUGAGCUGCAGGGACCGCGGCCGACAGGAGAACGCAGACUUUGCCCGCGUGUCCGUGACGGUGGAGGACGCCAACGACCACGAGCCCGUCUUCCUGGAGCCCAUGAUCAUCGUCAAGGUGAGCGUGGGGGCCGCGGCGGGCACGGCGGUGGUGCGGGUGAUGGCGCUGGACCACGACAAGGGCGACAACGGCAGGAUAUCCUACUCCAUCUUCGAGGGUGAGUGUGGGCGGGUGAGUGGGAGUGAGGCGGCCACCAAGACUCCUCUCCACCCAGACUGA